AUGAGAAACACACAUUUGGCACAAAGGCUUCUUUCGUUGGUUGGCUCUUCAUCGCGAGCGGUAGCUCAUCGCCACAACAAGAUCAGUCCUGCUUUUUCAGUACUGACUACAAAGAAUCAAACCAUUUUUAAUCAUAAUCAUGAUGGAACGAAUACUCUUUGUUUGAUGAGGCAUCAACAAUUACAUAAUUUUCAUACCUCGCUGGCUCAUCACAGCGGAAGCACAGGAGGCGUUCCGAACGUGGAGGCAAAUAAUGUAAAUAGACUUCAUUUCAGCAAAACAUAUUAUAUCUAUGAAAAAUACAGAAAGGAUUUGGAAGAGAGACUGGCAUCAUUGAAAUCAUACUAUUCCUAUGAUGUUCAACAAGCAAAUAUAAAAAGACAAAUUGAUCGGCUUCAGGAUGAGUUGGAUCAUUUUGAUAUUUGUGAAAGACAGUUUAAUCAAAAGGUCAAUCGAUUGCAAUAUCAAAUUGAUGCACUGGAAAUGAAGAAGGAAACCAAUGAAUCCGAUAUUUUGCAUUGUGAAAUGAUGAUUUCUCACAUUAAGAAUGAGUUUAAAUAUGCCAAAAGCGAAGAAGUGGUUCAAUCUCUCAAUUCCAGACUCCAACAACAAGAAUUUCAUUUGGAGAAUUUGAGAGAAACACGUGACUCUUUAUUGUCUGAAAUUGCUCAUCUUCAAGCUGAAAUGGACAGUUACACCAUGGAUUUCAUCGAUGCUUUAGAAAUUGCUCUCGAUGGAAAGGUAACAUUUUGGAAGUAUCACUAUCCAACAGUAUUGAGAGCUGCUUUAAUUGCAGCACUUGUCAGCUUUGUUGCAUCCUAUCUCUAUCAUGCUGUUGGUGUGAGUAUUGAACUGAGAAUUGGAGGCGAUGAUGAUGACGAAGAAGGUGGUGACGAUGAAGAAGGAGGAGAAGGUGACAAGGAAGCCUCUGAUUGA
Molecule: messenger RNA, 936 nt
Organism: Naegleria lovaniensis
Lineage: Eukaryota; Heterolobosea; Eutetramitea; Acrasida; Naegleriidae
Exons: 1
Coding region: 1-936 (311 amino acids)
Source: RefSeq, a predicted model, not a curated record